Messenger RNA from Ustilago hordei, 1473 nucleotides. Its product is annotated as putative 3-phosphoglycerate dehydrogenase. The coding region runs from base 1 to 1473 and encodes 490 amino acids. The record is from RefSeq and is a predicted model, not a curated record. The transcript has a single exon. Gene Ontology annotation, molecular function: NAD binding; oxidoreductase activity, acting on the CH-OH group of donors, NAD or NADP as acceptor. NCBI's taxonomy places the organism in Eukaryota, Fungi, Basidiomycota, Ustilaginomycetes, Ustilaginales, Ustilaginaceae.
AUGACUGAAACACAUGGACAAGCUUUCCACCGCGCUGGCUUCUCGCCGCCCGCCAACGCCGGCUCUUUCUCUGCUAUGAUGGCAGCACAACAAGCUGCUCAGCUGCUCGCCAAUGGCAGUGCUAUCCACCCCUCCACUUCGCCUUCCACUUCGUUCUCGCCCACUCGCGCUCGUGCUGCUUCACAGUCUGUGCCUCUCUCGGCACCGCGUCUCUUGACUCCCUUUGACACGGGUGACAUCAAGAUUCUCUUGCUCGAAAACGUCUCCCAGGGUGCUGUCAAGAUGCUCAAAGAGCAAGGAUAUCAGGUCGACUUCAACACAAAGGCUUGGAGCGAAGAGGAGCUCAUCCAGAACAUUGGACAAUAUCACGCCAUCGGUAUUCGCAGCAAGACCAAGCUCACAGACAAAGUCUUCCGCGCCGCUCACAAGUUGCUCGUUGUCGGUUGCUUCUGUAUCGGUACCAACCAGGUCGACCUCGAAGCUGCUGCCAAGGCCGGUGUUGCUGUUUUCAACUCUCCCUUCGCCAACUCGCGCUCGGUUGCUGAGUUGGUCAUCGGUGAGAUGAUCAGCCUUUCGCGUCAACUUUGUGACCGUGUCAACGAAAUGCGUGCUGGAACCUGGAACAAGGUCUCCAAGGGAUGCUACGAGGUGCGAGGCAAGGUUCUUGGUAUUGUGGGAUAUGGACACAUCGGAUCGCAACUUUCCGUCCUUGCCGAGGCAAUGGGUAUGCACGUCAUUUACUACGAUGUCGUUCCUCUCAUGCCUCUCGGUUCCGCCAGGCAAGUGCCCACUCUCAACGAGCUUCUCGGAUCCGCCGACUUUGUCUCGUUGCACGUCCCCGAGCUUGCCGAGACCAAGAACAUGAUCCGCGCCGAGCAGAUCAAGGCGAUGAAGAAGGGCUCCUACCUCAUCAACAAUGCACGAGGAAGCGUCGUCGACAUCCCUGCUCUCGUCGAAGGUCUCAAAUCUGGUCACCUCGCUGGCGCAGCCGUCGAUGUCUUCCCCAAAGAACCCGCCGCUUCUGGACCUGGCACCUUCUCCAACGAACUCAACAGCUGGGCUUCGGAACUCUACCAACUCCCCAACGUCAUGCUCACCCCUCACAUUGGCGGCUCCACCGAAGAAGCACAACGCAUGAUCGGUAUCGAAGUUUCCGACGCUUUGAUCCGAUACAUCAAUGUCGGUGGCUCGAUCGGUGCAGUCAACUUCCCAGAAGUCGAUCUGCGUGCAAUUACCGAAGCCGACUCCAGAGUCAUUCGUAUCUGCUACGUCCAUCAGAACCAGCCUGGCUCGUUGCGUGCAGUCAACGAGAUCUUGGGAUCGUUCAACGUCGACAAGCAGCAUUCGGAUUCGCAUAAGGAUGUGGCUUACUUGAUGGCAGAUAUCUCGGGCGUGUCCGAGAAUGACGUUCGUGAGAUCUACGAUCGUAUUUCCAAGACAAAUGCUAACAUUCUUACUCGUUUGCUGUCGUAA